This is a messenger RNA of Oryctolagus cuniculus (rabbit), 4043 nucleotides long. NCBI's taxonomy places the organism in Eukaryota, Metazoa, Chordata, Mammalia, Lagomorpha, Leporidae. The record is from RefSeq and is a predicted model, not a curated record.
GCUCGGGCGCCCGCCUCGUGUCCGACGGAGGCGGGGACGCGGGCGGCCGGGCUGAGGCGUGGGCCCGGCUCGCCGCUGUGAACGCGAGGCCGCGGGCCCCGCCGGGCGCGGGCAAGGGCGCCUUCCUCCCGGGCGCUGCCCGCGCCGCCGCCAUCGCUGCCGCUGCUGCUGCUCUCGUCGAAAGCCCUCUACUUGUUAAUGUGGUUCCCUUCGUCCGCCUCCGGCACCUCCGGGACUCCGAGCCAGUAUUCAUUAAAGAUAAAAGAUCCUGUUUGCUGUGUGGAGAAUGGACUGGGAACAAGGACCCGGGAGACCACACGAGAAACUGUUGCAGAAGCCCAGAGUUCUUUCAAACCAGUCUGUGGGGCCAACUGGAACACUCACUGACCCAAGUGUCUGGAUGGAGACCUGAACUGGGAGAAGGAAGACGCUCCUGGAAGAGAGAGAAAGAGAGAGAGAGAGAGAGUGCUUCCAUUUGCUGCCUGCUUUCUGGACCAGGUCUGAAGCCAGGAGCCCGAAAUUCAAUCCAGGUCUCCCACGCCGCUACAGGGGAUGCCAGCAUGGAGAAGAGACCCCUGGAGAAGAGGAAAGGCCCCAGCCACAGAGAAGUACCCCCGGUUGUCGGGCUGCUGCUCGGCCUGGCGCUCAUGAACGCGCUCCUCUACCUCUGCCUCCAUCGGUUUUUCAUUUCCCCUCAGCGCCCCGCGCUGGACCCCAGCCGCUGUCCCUACGGGUACUUCCGAGUGGGCCAGAUGAAGAACUGCUCGCCGUGGCUGUCCUGUGAGGAGCUGCGAACGGAAGUGAGGCAGCUAAAGCGUGUUGGGGAAGGAGCUGUGAAGAGAGUCUUUCUGUCGGAGUGGAAGGAGCGCAAAGUCGCACUGUCUCGGCUCACCAGGCUGGAGAUGAAGGAUGACUUCCUGCACGGGCUGCAGAUGCUGAAGUCUCUGCAGAGCAGAUAUGUGGUCACGCUGCUCGGGUUCUGUGAGGACGACAACACUAUUCUUACCGAAUAUCACCCUUUGGGCUCCCUGAGCAACCUGGAGGAAACACUCAACCUGUCCAAGUACCAGCAGGUGAACACAUGGCAGCACCGGCUGCAGCUGGCCAUGGAGUACGUCAGCAUCAUCGAUUACCUGCACCACAGCCCUCUGGGCACGCGGGUCAUGUGUGACUCCAGCGACCUGCCCAAGACCUUGUCCCAGUAUCUGCUGACGAGUAACUUCAGCAUUGUGGCCAACGACCUGGAUGCCUUGCCCCUGGUGAACCGCAGCUCCAGGACGUUCGUGAAGUGCGGCCACCGGGAGCUUCAUGGGGAUUUCGUGGCCCCAGAGCAGCUGUGGCCUUAUGGAGAGGACAGGCCUUUUCAGGACGAGUUCAUGCCCUCGUAUGAUGAGAAGAUCGACAUCUGGAAGAUUCCAGAUGUCUCCAGUUUCCUUCUGGGGCACGUGGAGGGGAGUGAUAUGGUCCGGUUCCACUUGUUUGACAUCCAUAAGGCAUGUAAGAAUCAGAUUCCUGAGGAGCGGCCCACAGCUCGGGAAGUGCUGGACACUUACCAGAAGGUUUUGAAUUCACUCAGAGACACUGUGAUGUCACAGACAAGAGAAAUGCUGUGAGACCACCCCAGCCGCUGAUGGGGCGAAGGGCUGAGUCUGAAGUUUUUAGCUUGAGUCUCAAGGUUUGUUAUUCUUUCCUAUUCAGCCGUGUGGUUCCUCCUCUACACCCACAUGCACAUUUGAGUGUGUUCUACCUCUCCCCGCAACCUAGCAGGAGCCGACUGAGCCUGGUUUUUCAUCUGGGUCACUUCUCUAAGGCCAGCUGCUUCCUUGUGAGGAUGCACAGAGGCAGCAGAUACAACCAGCAUUUGAGGGAAGUAAAAAGAACAUGUAGCCAUGAAGAGGCUUUGCCUGCUCUCGUGACUGAAUAUAUUAACUUGCAAGGAAUGCAUUCACAAAGAUUGUUACAUGGCAGUCUAUGAAAAAGAAGCCCAUAAUAGUUCAAGGAGCAUUUCUCGCCUAAUUUAAAAAGUGGUGUUGACCAUGCAGGAUCCCUGGGGUGCUGUGGGCUGUGUCUGCUGGCACCCAGGGCAUCUCUUCUUGCUAUAGGUGAUCAUUCCAUGACGCCCUUGUGCCGUCCUUUCUCCACGAGUGAAGAAGCUGUGGUGGACGCUCCUGGAGGUUUUGAAUGGACAGGCAUAUUUAGAGCAGCAAGUGUGAGGGGGAAAUAGUAACCUGUGAUACUGGCUGUGGUCCUGCUUAUGAAAUUCCUGCUGCCCUUCCAGCUGGUCCAAAACUAACUGAACAUCUUCCAUAAAUAAGUAUCACCAGUCACUGAGAGGAAUCAAACCCUUCCACUUGACAUGGGUGAUUGAGACCUUGAGAGCGAUCACUGUGGUGAAGCUGUUGUCCUUCCUGCAAGGGGUGGAUUUGGUGCACUUUGAUGGUCACUAAUCAGAUGGUGAGUUGCAGUGGGCUCUGCCUUUCCCAAGCUCAAGUGGGCAUCAGAACCACCUGGCAUCAGAGAGUGCUUGGUCUCUGGCUUGGUGGUUUUAGAGUGGAGUCCACGAAUCUGCAUUUCUGACUGGUUGCUGCAUGAUCCCAACGCUACUGACCUGGAGACGCUGAGGGGGGGCCCCUCAGGCAGUAGGGGUAGGACAGUGUCAUCCCUGUGUUCUGCGGUGGAUUCAAGCAUAUGCCUGCCUGGAGGAUGUCCACUGUCACUGAGGAGCUCGGGGCACCCCCUUCACCUUGCAUUUGUUUAUUUUGUUAUAACAAUCUCCUUUCUAGGGUGGCUAUAGUCUAAUGUUGGCAGGAGAAACUGGGACCCUCAUUGUCAGUGGGAAUGUAAUGUACAGCCAUUUUGGAAAACAGUCUGGCAGUUCCUCAAAAAAUAGACAUUCCAUGUACCAGCAGUUCUCCCAGGCAUGAGGAAUCUUCAAACAGUACAUGGAAAAUAUGUAUUAUAACAACACUGUACAUGGAUUUCAAGAUUAUUUUGCACCAAGUGUGGGUGUUUGGAAUAGUGGUUAAGACAUUGGUUAGGAUGCCUGCGUCCCUUAUCAGAAUGUCUGGGUUUGCACUCCACCUCCAGAUCCUGAUUCCAGCUUCCUGGGAAGUAGCAGGAGAUGGCUGUAGCUAUUUGGUCGCUGUCUGGAUUGAGUUGUUGGCUCCCUGCUUUGGCCUGGCCUGGCCAUAGUUGUUGCAGGCACUGGGACAUGAACCAGUGGAUAUGGAGCUCGCUCGCUUGCUCUCUUUGUGCCUCCCAAAUUCCCAAAUUAAAAAAAAAAAUUUAAUUCCAUUUUCCAUUAAUUUUGAAGUCCCUUCUUAUAUCCUUAGAGACCUGAAAACAUAUCCUUGCUCUAUGUGACUGUUCAUGGUAGUGUUAUUCAUAGUAGGCAAGAGAUAAAAUAACCUGUCAGUCAGCCAGUGAAUGGAUAUGUGGCAUAUCCAUACAAUGGUGUAUUAUUCAGCCUUAACAAGGAAUGAAGCUGCAUGCUAAAAAAUGAAUGAACCUUUAAAAAGUGUUGCUGAAGCCAAGAGCCAGGAACUCCCUCUGGGUCUCCCAUAUGGGCAGCAGGGACCUAAGCACUUGAGUCAUCACCUGCUGCCUCUCAGGAUGCAUUAGCAGGAAGCUGGAUCACAAGCAGAGCUGUGAUUCAGGGUGUGGGCAUCCUGAUCAGCAGCUUCGCCAUCUGUGCCACAAGACUUGCCCCUGUGGGUGAACCUUGAAAAUAUUAUAAGUGAAAGAAGCCGGUUAUAAAAGCUACAUACUAUAUGAUUCCACUUACAUGAAAUGCCCAGAAUAGGAAAAUCCAAAGAAAUAGAAAAGUUAGUGUUUGCCAGGGGCAACCUUGCUCAUUUUCCAUAACCACCAGUGGCAUAUAACUUGUGAUUGUGUAAGAAUAAUUUCAAAUGUGAAGCCAUUCUUUUCUAUUCCUUUGUAAUAUGAGUGUUUUAUGAGAGCAAACAGAAUGAAGAAAGUAAUUAAGUUUUUGGAGAUAUGUAAUGUAAUUGGGAAUCAAAAGUCUAAUAAAGAAGUCAACAAGA